This is a messenger RNA of Nelumbo nucifera (sacred lotus), 5430 nucleotides long. RefSeq names its product gamma-irradiation and mitomycin c induced 1 (gene GMI1). NCBI's taxonomy places the organism in Eukaryota, Viridiplantae, Streptophyta, Magnoliopsida, Proteales, Nelumbonaceae. The record is from RefSeq and is a predicted model, not a curated record.
AAUGCUUGCGUGUCAUUAAAUGUGGGCUGGUGCGCAUUGCUCGUGGCUCGCAUUCUAGAAAAAAAACUUGCCAUAGAGCACAGCUUUAUUUAACGGACUCUCGGUAUUCUCUCUGCUCUCAGAGGCUCAGUUACUGUUUCAACUUUCAACUUUCAGCUUUCAGGAAGUUGGCAACUCUUUCUUCGCGCUAAACCCUUCCGCCAGACCUGUGGUUUUGCACUUUUGCUGCCUAUUAUCGCUCGAGUUUCUCCAUGAAAACCCCAGUCGUUAUCCACGGUUAGCGAAACCUCUCGCGUUCACCGUACGGCACAGAGCGACUGAGCACUUUUCUUCAAGACUUCAAGUUGAAAAUCACUAGAAGAAGGAAUUUUGAUCAGCAGAAAAGGAUGGAACGUAAGACGCCUAGCAAGAGGUCCAUUAUAGAGUGCCUGGAUGACAGCGACGAGAAGGUCUACAAAUUCAGGAUUCUUUUACCGAAUGGCACCACCACGGAGCUAACAUUGCGAGAGCCAGGGGAAAUGAUUUACGUGCAUGAGUUUAUAGAUGCUGUCAAGCAUGAAUAUUUCAGGAAUACUAAAACAACGGAAACCUCCAAGCCCAGGCGAAAGAUUUUGUGGAAGAGCAAAAGCAUUUAUCUGGAGGAUGUUUUUGAAAAUAAAUUCAGAAAGCAAAUCUAUUUCAAAAACUUCAAACCAUUUAAGUGCCACAUCUUAAAGUUUCACGAUGGUGCCGAAGACAUUGCUGAUAGGUUUGAGAAUAUGUGGGAUUUGACUCCAGACACAGAUUUACUCAUGGAGCUUCCGGAAGAGUAUACGUUUGAGACUGCUCUAGCUGACCUAAUAGACAAUUCAUUACAAGCUAUAUGGUCUAAUAGUCCUGACGAGAGGAGAUUAAUUAGAGUGACAAUUGACAAACGAGGAAUUGCUAUUUUUGACACCGGUCCUGGAAUGGAUGGCAGUGAUGAAAAUUCUAUUGUGAAGUGGGGAAAAAUGGGUGCGUCGCUUCAUAGGUCAUCUAGAGGGCAAGCAAUUGGAGGAAAACCUCCCUAUUUGACACCUUUCUUUGGUAUGUUUGGUUAUGGGGGACCUAUUGCAAGCAUGCACUUAGGGAGGUGUGCUUUAGUUUCAUCCAAGACAAAAGAGUCAAAGAAAGUCUAUACACUACAUCUCGAGAGAGAUGCUUUGCUCAGUAGUUCUGGGUCUGAACAGACUUGGCGGACUGAUGGUGGAUUAAGGGACCCUUUUGAUGAUGAACUUAGCCAAUCGCCCCAUGGAAGCUUUACAAAGGUUGAAAUUUUUGAGCCUAAGAUUAGAAGUUUGGAUGUAUUUCAACUCCAAUGCAAACUAAAGGACAUCUAUUUUCCAUACAUUCAGUAUGAUGAAGUAUCCACAGGGAAGACUAAAAUGCCAAUGCAGUUUCAGGUCAAUGAUGUUGAUCUAACUGAAGUAGAGGGUGGGGAGGUUGCAACUACAAAUUUGCAUUCCUGCAAUGGCCCUGAGUUUGUUAUACAACUUCAUUUUUCCAUGAAUCAAUUCACCUCUGCAAAGAAAAGUCCUGGUUCAAGGCUUUGUCAAGAAGCUAAUGCACGCCUGAAGUGUGUGUACUUUCCCAUUAUCGAGGGCAAAGAGAGCUUUGAUAGGAUUUUGGAAGAGCUUGAUGCCAGUGGAUGUAGAAUAAUGGAGAACUUUGACAACUUUUGUCGUGUAUCAAUUCGUCGGUUAGGCCGUCUACUUCCAGAUGCUCGUUGGGGAAUACUUCCUUUUAUGGAACCUAGGCAAAAAAAAGGAUACAGGGCCCAAUUGUUGAAGAGAUGUUGCUUGAGGGUGAAAUGCUUUGUUGAGACUGAUUCUGGUUUCAGUCCUACACCUUCUAAGACUGACCUAGCACAUCAUCAUCCAUAUACUACCGCCUUGAAGAAUUUCGGUCAAAAGUAUCCUGAGAAGGAGGAUGAGACAUUUAUUGAAAUUUCUAGAGGUGGAAAACUUUUGAGCCUUUCACAACUAGAAAAGGAGUAUCAUGAUUGGGUCAUGCAGAUGCAUGACAGAUAUGAUAAAGAAGACUGUGGUGAUGAUGAGGCUACUUAUGUUCUGAACCCAUGCAACAAGAAGGGGCUUGCCAUUUCUUCUGAUGUUUUGAGGGUUCACAAAGCAAUAUGGCGGAAAGGGACAAUUUGGAGAUCGGGCCAGAAAGUUAAAAUCCUUAAAGGAGCAGUUGGCUGUCAUAAAAACAACAUUUAUGCAACACUAGAGUACAUCUUGAUCGAAGAAUCAGAAGGAGAUGUGGGUGGGGAGGCUCGCCUUAUUUGCAGGCCACUUGGUGUCCCGGAUGAGAGGGGCUGUUUGCUUCUGAAAAAUGCUGAAAAUUCCACUCUGGACAUUCGUGGUUCUUUAUCUUUUCCCAUUAGUGUGAUCGAUUCUGGAAAGUUUCAAGCAAUAGAUAUUGAUGAAUGGAAUUUGCAACUGGAGAAACAACGUCAAAAGGCUCCAGCAGUAAUUGAUGUACUUAAUGUUGAACAGUGUCAACAAUUGGAAAUUGAUGGGGCACUACCAUUCAAUGCUUCAGUUCAUGCUGGGCAUGCAGUUCCACCACAAAUUACAGCAGUUAUUAGGCCUGAAAGUUUCAUUUCUUCUAGCACACCAAAAGCUCUGGAUCAAAAGCACAUUUUUAGGGGUGAUUUGGAGAUGUGUAUGGAAAUUAAAUUUUCUAAAGACAACACUAAAUGUGGUGGAGACCACAUUUAUGCAGAACGUGUAAAACCUUCAUCUUGUAAAGGUUUUCAUGGCUUAUAUAUCUUUUCACUUGGAUGCAAAUUUCCUGAGCUUUUUCAAAGAGCUGGCGUUUAUAUGUUUUCAUUUUCUGCAGUCUGUACAGAUUCUAGUAUUAAGGUGUAUGAAAAAAGUCUACUUGUCAAACCAUCUUCUGAAGUCGGGAAUUGGGGACUCAUAAGUGAUGUACAGAAGUUGUCAUAUUGUGUAAGGGUUGGUUCAUGUCUACCACCAGUUUCUGUUGCAUGCUAUGACAUAUACAAUAAUCGCAUGCCAUUCCCAUGUAUUCCUGAACUAAUGGUCAAACUAGAGAUGAAAAGAGAUAUGAUUGUCCAUGUGAACAAAAUGAUUGUGGGGCUUUCAUCUGAUAAAAUGACUAUGGAUGUUAAGAACAUACUGAUCAAAACUAGGGACUUAGAUUGGAUUCGACCCAAUUACAAAGCAACUUUGGUGAUAUCUUCUCAAGAUGAGUUAUUGUCUGUUGCUAUUCCUUGUCAAGUCACUCCUGGACCUUUAAGUCAUGUGAAGGAUUGGUCCCCAAAUUUGAAGAAAAAUUUGCUUCCUGGAGAUGUGCUUGAGAAGCUUUUGUUAGAGAUGUUGGAUGAUUAUGGUAAUCACCUCCAGGAAGGAGAUGAGAUUCUCUUGAAUGUGGAUGGACUUUCUGUUCAAUAUAAUAAGGGUUCGGUAUACAAGGUGGAUGAUAGAGGAUAUCUCAACCUUAGUGGGCUUCUAAAAGUGACAGGGAGUUAUGGAAAAACUGUGUCCCUUUCUGUUUUCCUGAAUGAGAAAAUGUUAUUCAAGAAAGAAUUUCAAGUUGAGAAACGGGAGCUGAGAAUUGCGUCCAAGGUACCUGAUUAUUGUGCUGCUGGUGGUCAACUGGAAAAUAUUAUGUUUGAAGUUGUUGACUCUGAGGGUGUUGUUGAUCAAACUAUUCAUGAUGAUGUUAAAUGUGGUCAGUCUCAUACACUAACAAUAAAAUCAGAAUCAUCAGGAAUAGAUGAUACAGUACGGUACACUUUCCAACAUGGACGAUGCACCAUUCCCUUUAUUAUUGUUCCUCAUGAACAAGGAAUCUUCCGCCUUCUAGCUGCUCAUUCACAUCACCCUGAGCUCCACCAGAACAUUGAGGUUCAUGUAACAAAAACCCCAAAGCCGGAACAUGAUGAUGUGGCCCAAUCUCAAUAUUCAGAUGAAAAAACACUCUUUCCCAGGGAUUCAUCCCCAUAUGACAUGCAUAUGGUCUCCAUUGUUGAGACCAUUAUUAAUCAAGAGAAGGAUCUUGAGGGCAAUGUUUGCAAUAUUGGUUCGCGGGUUGGAGACCAUGAAAGGAAACUCAAAAUGCUGAAUGAGAAGAAGGAAUCAACAGAGCAAGACAUAUAUAACUUGGAAGCAUUGAUGGCACCUCAACUAUUGAGCCAGUUGGACAAUGUGUUGAAUGAGAAAGAGAUCAUAGUGAAACGGAUUGAAAGAAAAGUUGGGACAGCUGCUGCUGUUCUGUGUAAUUUUUCAAAGGCUGUUCAGUUGCAAGAACCACAGGACUAUUUCAAGCAAGAUAUGGUUGGUGUUGUUGCACUUCUUGGAACAGUUGAUAGUAAUGACCUUAGUAGGAUAUUUGCAGAAUAUUUGGGUGAAGAAAACAUGCUUGCAGUUGUAUGCAAGUCCUAUGCGGCUGCAAGUUCUCUUGAGAAAUAUGAAAAGAAUGGAAAGAUAGAUCCUGAACAUGCACUCCAUGCAACAGCAGCUGCACUUGGGAAAUCAAUCAAUGGCCGGUUUCUUGUGAUCUGCCUUGAAGACAUAAGACCGUACAGUGGAAAAUUUGUUGCCAAUGAUCCUCAGAGGAAGUUGGCCUUGUCUGAACCACUCUUACCUAGUGGGAACAUCGCACCUGGAUUCUUAGGAUAUGCAGUUAAUAUGAUCAACCUAGAUAUUCAUCACUUAAAAACAAGGACGGCUAAAGGUCAUGGGCUGAGAGAGACACUAUUCUAUCUUCUUUUCGGUGAACUCCAUGUGUAUGACACUAGGGACCACAUGAUACAUGCUCGUGCCUAUGCAAAGCAUGGAGCUGUUUCGCUGGAUGGUGGAAUCAUGAAAGGCAGUGGAGUUAUUUCCCUUGGAUAUUGUGAACCAGAAGUUUGCUUUCCAGUUAUCACAGAAGUUCAAACAUGUUUCCCUCCGCACACCAUGGAAAUUCUGAAACAGAUUGAAGAUAAAAGGUUGGCAUUGGAAGUCACUCGUGAUGAAAUAGUCAAAGAGAGUAUGGCCCAUGCCGAAGCUUUAAAGAAAUUCGGGAAAAAAAGCCGGAAGUAUCGUGAGUUCAUGGAGGAGAUGGGACCUUUUAUAGGAUACUAUUUAGAGUACAAUUUGAACAAAGAUGGGAACUAGAAAAUAGAAAUCACUACUUCCAUGUUUUGUUAAGCCUAAUUAUGUUUGUAAAUGGGUGUAUUGAUGUUGCCUUGCUAGCUGGUUUUAGCAGGCUUUUUUGUAGAAAUGGAGUUGUUACUCGACCUCAAAAUUAUAUCAAAUGUAUAUAAAUAUGUAUAUACAUCAGUACUGAAAAGAGCUUUGACAGCUUGUGAAAUUGGUAGGAGCAAUAUAUUAUAUAUGUAAAGGCACCGUUUACGAUCAAAAUCCUGAGGUACUCAUCACCAAGGUUCAAAAUUUCCCA